Capsicum annuum is the source of this 1355-nucleotide messenger RNA. RefSeq names its product 5'-methylthioadenosine/S-adenosylhomocysteine nucleosidase. Gene Ontology annotation, biological process: nucleoside metabolic process. The record is from RefSeq and is a predicted model, not a curated record. NCBI's taxonomy places the organism in Eukaryota, Viridiplantae, Streptophyta, Magnoliopsida, Solanales, Solanaceae. The transcript has 8 exons. Gene Ontology annotation, molecular function: methylthioadenosine nucleosidase activity. The coding region runs from base 168 to 974 and encodes 268 amino acids.
UUAUUAAAAAUGAUCGACAGCAACUUGCCUAAUUUCAAUUGGAUCUUUUGUCGGGUCGGUGAAACAUAUGGGCCCUUUUAAUCCACAUUUUUAGUUAAAGCCCAUCGUACUAAUUACCAAUUCCAUUCUCAAUUUCUCAAUUGAAAAAAAAAAAAGAAAAAGUAAAAAUGGCUCCUCCUCACGGUGAAAAGUCAACAGAAGUCAAGGAGGAGCCCUCCGCCGUUUCCUCCGUCGAUAACCGCCCUAUCUCCACCAUCGUCUUCAUCAUCGCUAUGCAAACGGAGGCGUUACCGCUUGUAAACAAAUUUCAGCUUACUGAGGACGUUGAUUCCGUGUUCCCAAAGGGAGUCCCUUGGGUGCGGUUCUAUGGUAAUUACAAGGGUUUCGCCAUUAAUAUUGUCUGUCCUGGGAAAGACCCAGCAUUGGGGGUCGAUGGUGUGGGCACGGUUUCUAUAUCUCUUGUGACAUAUGCUUCUGUCCAAGCAUUAAAGCCAGACCUCAUCAUAAAUGCUGGCACAGCAGGUGGAUUUGGGGCCAAAGGUGCUUCAAUUGGAGAUGUUUUUCUUUCAUCAGAAGUUGCUUUCCAUGACAGAAGAAUACCAAUCCCGGUAUUUGAUAUAUAUGGAGUUGGUUCCCGGAAGGCUUUUGCUACACCCAAUCUUCUGAAGGAGCUUAACCUGAAGGUUGGCAAGCUGUCUACUGGUGACUCUCUAGACAUGUCUCCAGUGGAUGAAGCAGCUAUCGUUGCAAAUGAUGCAACAGUUAAAGACAUGGAGGGAGCAGCCGUAGCUUAUGUGGCAGAUCUGUUGAAAGUUCCUGUCAUUUUUCUGAAAGCUGUGACAGACAUUGUGGAUGGUGAUAAACCAACACCGGAAGAGUUUUUGGCAAAUCUGGCAGCAGUAACCGCUGCACUUGAUCAAACUGCCACCCAAGUAGUUGAUUAUAUCAGUGGGAAAUGCUUACUGGAACUGUGAUCUAAUCUUUUUUCAUCCUGUGCAUGCUUCAUUCUUCCGGGAAAUCUGGCGGCUGUAACUGCUGCACUUGAUCAAACUGCUACCCGAGUAGUUCCGAGUAGUUGGAUUACAUCAGUGGGAAAUGAUUGCUGGAACUAUGAUCUAAUCUUAUUUCAUCCCGUGCUUCUUCUGUGGGAAGACCAUAUGACAUCGUGUCUAGGUGAUUUUUAGACUUCUAGGCAGUGAGAAUGUUACUUUCCUUAGAACUGCAUACUAUGUUUCUACAUUGCACUGGCCUCACAAUGUUCCAACUAGUUUCUCUUAACGUACCUACUAUUCUGAAACUGUUGUAAAACUAAUGAGAAUUGAGUUUUAAAAUUUAUGGAAUUUAUAGUUGGGGAA